Molecule: messenger RNA, 810 nt
Organism: Fusarium venenatum
Lineage: Eukaryota; Fungi; Ascomycota; Sordariomycetes; Hypocreales; Nectriaceae
Source: RefSeq, a predicted model, not a curated record
AUGAUAACGUCUUUUUUGGACGGGCCACAACAGAUGGGGAGAUGUCUCAAAGACUACAUCAAAGUGCCUCAACCUGUCCCCGAUGAGGGUACACCAAAACUGGUCCUUGACGAGACUCUCACAAUGGAAAUUAUUUCCAAAAUUCUUCACCCAAGCAUCAUCCGCCACAAAAGAUACCGCGUUCAGCGUGGCCGCAUCACUGGAAUUCUUCUCGACAAAUAUCAACUGACUCUGGAGCAAUUCGUAGAAAGCCCAGGACCGAAGGACGCUGACCUCGACUCAUCAUUAUCGGUUAUGCAAUCUGCGGUGGACGCUCGUGGACUGGCGCACAACAGCAUUAACCCAGGAAACAUCAUGAUGGGAGAGAAUAAUAAGCCUGUGUUGAUUGACUUUGGAUCAUGUCAGCCGUUUGGCAAGUUGUUGCAGACAUUUGGUACGCCGGGAUGGUUUGAGAAGGAAUUUCGGAUGUCGGAAAAGAAGCAUGGUGUAAUUCCGAUGGGGAAGUUAAGGCAGUGGAUGACCGAUACCAAGUUAGAGAAGUCAGAUGUAACUACUGAUAAAGUCGCUGCCUUGAAGCUGUUACUUGUUGAUAACGUCCAUCGACUAACGCUGUUAUCUGUCCUUGCUCAAGCUGCUGUAGUGUUACACUCGCAAUCACCUGGCUAUAUCAUCGCAGCAUGUGACGUCAAACUAUUCGUGUUUGCAUACAAGCUCCAUGUCAACUGCCGAUUGUUGUUCUUUUGGAGGGUGGCAAAGAAGCGCCAAUAUUGCGAUCCAAUGAUAAGACGUAGCUGGGGUGGGUGGUGUUAG